Molecule: messenger RNA, 2053 nt
Organism: Urocitellus parryii (Arctic ground squirrel)
Lineage: Eukaryota; Metazoa; Chordata; Mammalia; Rodentia; Sciuridae
Gene: Mettl8
Product: methyltransferase 8, tRNA N3-cytidine
Molecular function (GO): tRNA (cytidine-N3)-methyltransferase activity
Source: RefSeq, a predicted model, not a curated record
GCGCUGUGUUGCCGCCUCCUGGUCCAGUUUCCUGUGCUGCACUCAGGGGUCAUUGCUUCUCUGGUACCCCGUCUCCUGCCGCCCCUGGCUUUCGCUCUGGGAGGCUCAAGCCAGGCGCCCGCAGGGGCUGUGUCGAGUGUGACCACUCUCCAAAGGUACUACUGAGGAUGAAUGUGAUUUGGAGAAAUUAUAUUUGCUGCCUAAGACUAAGAAAGGUGCCACACAGAUGCCACAGUGGUUCCCACCCAGUGGCCCCUCUGGGAUCAAGAAUUUUAACUGACCCAGCCAAAGUUUUUGAGCACAAUAUGUGGGAUCACAUGCAGUGGUCUAAAGAAGAAGAAGAAGYAGCCAGAAAAAAAGUAGAAGAAAAUUCAGCUGUGCAAGUCAUUCCAGAAGAGCAAGAUAAGUAUGAAAGUGAAGCUAGUAAAUACUGGGAUGUAUUUUACAAGAUUCAUAAGAAUAAGUUUUUCAAGAAUCGUAAUUGGCUAUUAAGGGAAUUUCCUGAAAUUYUUCCAAUUGAUCUAAAAACUAAAGAGAAUGCAAGAGAAUCAUCAUGGGAUCAUAUAAAACCUAAUGCCACAAAUUGUUUCUCAAGAAUACAAGAAGAAAAAAAACAUUUUAAGAAAAGUUCUGGCUCAUCAAAUGGCCCAAGCAAAGCAGGAUCUGAUUUUUCCAACCUAGACCCUAAAAAACUUGGAAAAGGACCCCUGAAGACUGAAUUGUUUCCUGGUAGCAGGGCCAAUUUCAGAAUACUAGAGGUUGGCUGUGGUGCUGGAAAUAGUGUUUUUCCAAUACUGAACACCUUGCAGAACACCCCAGAAUCCUUUCUUUAUUGUUGUGAUUUUGCCUCUGGAGCUAUAGAGCUUGUAAAGUCACACUCAUCCUACAGAGCAGCCCAGUGUUCUGCCUUUGUUCAUGAUGUGUGCAAUGAUGGCUUACCCUACCCUUUUCCAGAUGGGAUCCUGGAUGUCAUUCUCCUUGUCUUUGUGCUCUCUUCUAUUCAUCCUGACAGGAUGCAAGGUGUUGUCAACCGGCUGUCGAAGUUACUGAAGCCUGGGGGAAUGCUGUUAUUUCGGGACUAUGGGAGAUACGAUAAUACCCAGCUUCGUUUUAAAAAGGGGCAUUGUUUAUCUGAAAAUUUUUAUGUUCGAGGAGAUGGUACCAGAGCAUAUUUCUUUACAAAAGGGGAAGUCCACCGUUUGUUCUGCAAGGCUGGGCUAGAUGAAAAGCAAAAUCUGGUUGAUCAUCGCUUACAAGUUAAUAGGAAAAAACAAGUGAAAAUGCACCGAGUGUGGGUUCAAGGAAAAUUCCAGAAACCAUUGCACCCAAGUCAGAAUAACUCCAAGUUGAUAUUUUCAUUCUUUUCUCAUGACUGAACUAUGUACCAUGAUGAAGUACAAAGCCAGAAGACUACACUAUCCAAAGGCUCCUGCAAAUCUUUCAUUUCUCAGAAGACAAUAAGAAGAAGAGAAUUUGUUUCCUUCUGUCUUAUCAUGGGUGAGCUCUUCGAGCAUUUGAAGCACAUUUAAGUGAUUUGGAAGAGUGUACUACUUUCUGUGUUUUCAAAACUUGAUACCCAAGCUUGUUUGGGUUUAUUACAUCUACCAAUUUUGCUUUUCCCUGAGUUUUAAAAACAUUCAAUUAAAUUACUAAAAUAAAUCAGAUAAUUUUGAGAAACCAUAACCUGCCAUUCUUUAAGAAGCAGAAAAAUCAUCUUCUAUAUUUAUAUAUAUAAGCUUAGUAAAGCAUUUUUCCCAGUCAAGCCCUCCUCCGUUGUCAUCUCRUGGCAGACAGGCAGUAUGUCAUGUUUCUAGGGAAAGCUACAAGCCCAAGAUCAAGAUAUAUUAUUAUUUUUCCCCCAAAGCUUUCUUUGUUUGUAUGUUUGGUUUGGUUUGGUAUUUUUGUUUUUUUGAUUCAAAAACUAUUGUCUGAAAUGCAAUUUUAGUUUCUCUUUCUUUUCUUAUAUUGGGAAAGUAUGGCCAAGCUAACAUUACUUUUAGGCCAUUCUUAGAUGUACAAGUUGUUGUAGACUCUCUUUAGGACAACUGUCAAA